CUCAACUUCACCAUUUGACAUUCAUCAAUCAAGUUAAAAGAAGAUACCAAAGAACAAUCAACAAAAUGGUUCGAAAUGCUGGAAAAUUUGGAAAACCUAAACGUGGAGGUGGAAAGAUGUUUUCAAGGGACCUUAAGCCUUUAGAAGAUAAUGAAGGACAAGAAGAAGGUUCAGGUUCAGGUUCAGAAGAAAGUGAAGGAUCUGAAUCUUCAGAAUCAGAAGUAGAAGAACCUACAAGAAUGAACAAUCCGAAUUACGGUUCGACUGCUGUUCCAAAUGAAUCAAGUAGUUCUAUGACCACUGCCGAAGCACGUGCAGCUCGUAAAGCAGCAAAGAAAGGUGGGAAAGGGGCCAAGAAAAAUGAAUCGGAUGAUGGAUCCGAAGAUGAAGGAUUAGAAGAAUUGGCUAAUUCUAAUAGGACUCAGAAAAAAGUGGUGAAAGUGACUGAAAUUGAAAAAGUGGCGUCUGGUCCUAUGAAUCGUAAAGAAAGAGAGGCAGCUGAAAAGAAAGCGGCACAAGAACGAUAUUGGAAAUUACAUCAGGCUGGAAAGACUGAUGAAGCAAAGGUCGAUUUAGCAAGACUCGCUAAAAUUCGUGAACAAAGAGAACAUGCAGCAGCAGUAAGGAAAGCAGAAGCUGAGGCCAAAGAUAAAGAAGCUGCUGAAAAAGCUGCAGCUCGUAAGAAACGAUGAAAUUUUUAAACUCUUGAUAGAAAAAAUCAUCAAAAGUUGUAACAAUAUAUAGGACUAGAAAGAUAGGAAGAUACAUGUUCACUUUGUAUUUGUGACCUUCAAGAAGAUUUUUUUUUGAAAGAACUUAUGGGGGGAAAGUUUCGAUUCUUAAACUCUUACUUACUGUUUUCUAAGUGUACUUUGUGAAUGGAUGCUGAAAUUCAAUACCUAAUUUCUUGGAGGCU
Melampsora larici-populina 98AG31 is the source of this 916-nucleotide messenger RNA. RefSeq lists its product as uncharacterized. Bases 66 to 692 code for a protein of 208 amino acids. The transcript has 8 exons. The record is from RefSeq and is a predicted model, not a curated record. Lineage: Eukaryota; Fungi; Basidiomycota; Pucciniomycetes; Pucciniales; Melampsoraceae. Gene Ontology annotation, molecular function: RNA binding. Gene Ontology annotation, cellular component: cytosol.